AUGAAUUGUCACUUAGUGAACUACCUUAUUGAAAACCAUAAAAGUCUGUUAGCACCGCCCGUUUCAGGCCGUGUGGCAGAUAUUUCCACCAUGUUUGCCAUGCAUCAUCAGUCAUCGACACCAACUUCAGGGAAAUUGCAAAACAGGCAUGGUGAGGGACAUCCCAGUUCAACAGGACCAAAACCACAGUUUGAAAAAUUUUGGGACGAUUUGGUGUUGAUCGAAGGUAUUAGUCCCGGUUGUCUCAGUUUUUCAACUCUAGACGACCAUAAAGAUGUUGACGCGACUAUCGAGUACAUUGAUGUCGAGACUCUGCGUAUAAUGGCAAAUGUGGUAAGCCCCGGCACGUACGAAGAACAGCACUCUGGAAAUAUUGUCGCCAAGGUCAGAAACGACGCGAACUCGACAUUGGCAGAUCGUCUUUACAGCGUUUUGAAUUCGCAUGCAGCAGACACCCCAAAUCAGCAGAGACUGGACAUAUUGCAACAGACGCUCAACGUGAAAACCGCUUCGUACGUUUUGGGCCGCGAAAGAGCUUCCAAAUUCACUCCGCAUACUGGUUUCAUUCCAAUCUGUGCCAACAAAAACCACUGUAGCAUUCUCUCAAGCAUUGCUGCCGUCUCCAACAACAAAGUGGUGGCCAUGGAUGUUAACAAAGUCCAACAUGCGGAUCAAGACUGUCCAGGCUUGUACAAAUGUGCACACUCGAAAAUUCACUACAUUCCGAAUUUGAAACCGCAAACUGACCCGUCGUUGGGAGACUGCUCCUACCUCGAUACCUGCCACAAGCUCAACUCGUGUCGUUACGUGCAUUAUUUGCAAUACAUGCCUGAGACCUUGGCUCAAACAACUGCAGCUGGUGUCACUCAAAUGAACGAGGCAUCCAUCCGCAAUAAACAAAUAUGUCUCUACACACAGGGCCUCAAUUGCUCCGUAGCGUCGCAGCCAACGCUUCCAGCUCAAUGGAUCCGGUGUGAUAUCCGCAAAUUCGAUUUUAACAUUUUGGGUAAGUUUUCUGUCAUUGUUGCCGAUCCUGCGUGGAACAUUCGUAUGAACUUGCCAUAUGGAACCUGCAACGACUCUGAAUUGGCCGAUCUACCACUAGAUCUACUGCAACACGAAGGCAUUAUCUUUUUAUGGGUGACUGGUCGAGCUAUCGAAGUGGGCAAAACAUCUUUGCAGAAAUGGGGAUACCAAGUGUGCAACGAAGUUUCCUGGAUUAAGACCAACCAGUUGGGCCGCACCAUAGUGACCGGACGCACCGGACAUUGGCUUAACCAUUCCAAGGAACAUCUAUUAGUCGGAGUCAAAGGGUCUGCCAGAUGGCUCACCAGACAAAGUGAUAUCGAUCUCAUCGUUUCUGCAAGCAGGGAAACCAGCCGCAAGCCUGACGAGCUUUAUGGGAUGAUCGAACGACUAGUAGGUCCUCAUGCACGCAAACUUGAAAUUUUCGGUCGCGACCAUAAUACUCGUCCAGGCUGGUUUACCAUUGGCAAUCAAUUAAACGGAGACAGAGUGUGUGAGCUUGACGUCAAAACGAAAUACAAUCAGUAUCUUCAAAACCAAAGUCGCUCAACUGUUCCUCGUUAUUCAGCUUUCACCUAG
Lachancea sp. 'fantastica' is the source of this 1605-nucleotide messenger RNA. NCBI's taxonomy places the organism in Eukaryota, Fungi, Ascomycota, Saccharomycetes, Saccharomycetales, Saccharomycetaceae. The record is from the annotation of a GenBank genome assembly.